Trypanosoma brucei brucei TREU927 is the source of this 5283-nucleotide messenger RNA. RefSeq lists its product as hypothetical. The transcript has a single exon. Lineage: Eukaryota; Euglenozoa; Kinetoplastea; Trypanosomatida; Trypanosomatidae. Gene Ontology annotation, molecular function: protein binding. The record is from RefSeq and is a predicted model, not a curated record. Bases 1 to 5283 code for a protein of 1760 amino acids.
AUGGCAGCACCGGCACAAGCGGUGGUCAAAGAAAAGCCUCCGAUUCACGUGUAUCCUCAGGCGAAGAUAGGAACCAAAAUUUUUACUCAUCAUGGCAUUCACUCCAUGAGGUACAACGGCGUGUGUGCCCUCACCGGCUCUACUGUUCUCAUGGCUUCGGGGAGGUUCGUAAUGUUUGUAGACGUUCACAAAGGCACAAUUGAGUCAAUGCAGGGACCUGAAAACGGUGGUGUCGGUGCAGUCGCGGUGCAUCCAUCACGCCAGUAUUAUGUUGUGUGUGAGAGAAAACCCAGUGACCCGGCAAUUCGUGCCUAUAGUUGGCCCUCCCGCACAGAAGUGGGUGAGUUUGUUAAAGGCGCCACGAAGGGAUUUAGUGCGUGUGCCUUCAACAAAGAUGGAAGCAUGAUGGCAACCGUUGGAAUGUACCCGGACUUCUUUCUUACAGUUUGGGACUGGGAGUCACGUGGAAUGGUUCUCCGCAGCAAGUGUCACAACACCGAUGUUUAUACAGUACUGUUCAGUCCAUUCGAUAGCGGUCUGCUCGUGUCGGGUGGUGCGGGACACAUUAAAUUUUGGACAAUGGCCAACACUUUCACUGGUCUAAAACUGCAGGGCCUGCUGGGAAAAUUCGGCCGCCUUGAAAUCAGUAAUGUUUCCGGAUUCGUCGUGUUAUCGGAUGGAAAAGUAAUAUCGGGCUCUGAGAGCGGCCUCAUCAUAUUGUGGGAGGGUGAUCUCAUAAGAUGCUGCUUUGCACGCGAGGUUGAUAGAGAAGAUGAUGAUGGCACCGCAGCCACGUUUAUGGCGCGGAGUUAUGACUACACGCCAUGCCACGAAGGUGCAAUCAAUGUUGUGGAGCUGAUGGAGGGUGGUCGCGUACUCAUGACUGCAGGAGAUGAUGGCUAUUUUCGCUUCUGGCGAGUAAGUGAACUAGAGGUGGCUGAGGGAGAAGGUGCGCCGCCACUUUAUGUUCCCGAAUGUCUCGGCGAAAUAUUAGUUCAUGCGGGUGCUUUUAUUCGCUCAGUUACGUACUGCAAAGAUGUAGACGAGUGGGUCGUGUUAGACAGCGCUGGUGUGUUGUGGCGGGUGCCAUACGUACACCCGGACGACAUAUUAAACAACGCUGUGACGAAGCCGAAAGAGCAAGCCGUUCCCGCUCUUGAAUUCAACGGCGGCAGCAUAACGAGCGCGGCUCUGUCACCAAUUGAUCAUACAGUGGUGACGGGUGGCGAGGACGGCACCAUACGCCUUGUUGACUACGUCACACCGCGUGAGUUGUACAAAAUGUGUCUGCCUCAGCCAAAUGUGGUGAUUGGUCUUCGUUUCUUCCAAAAGGAUCCGGAAAAAAAGAAGUUCCUUGCCUGCUGUAAGAGUGGUGCAGUUCUCUUGGUAAAGCGUGGCAGCACUGCAUUUACGUUACUCGGGCAGUGGCGGCCCCACAACGAUGGACUUGCCCUGUUCGCGGUUGAUGCUGCAGAGCAUCGACUUUGCACUAUUGCCCACGGAACAGUUUUCUUUUUCACCAUUUUGGACGAUUUUUCAUCGCUGGAGCCCAUUGGAUUUUGCAAGAUCCCUUUGCCUGGUGCAACGUGCGUUGCGUGGGACGAUGCCUCAUCAUGCUGCCUAAUAGGAUUUGAAUGCGGUAAGCUGCUCGCCAUUCGUGCCCCCACGAGGGAUAUGGUCGAUCAAUCCGUGUCUUAUGAGUUUACGUGCAACUACGCUCUUGUAGGUAUUCGGCAGCGCAAAAAGGUAGAAAAGAAGCAAGCAAAUGUGUCUGCUGGUGAGAGGGAGGGCUUCGUAGAGGAAGAAGAGGAAGAAGAAUAUUUGGGACCUUGGCCUGUGCGGCUUAUCUGUCCUAUGGCAGACGGCGAUUUUGCCAUCGGGGCCGGUGGAGUAGAGCUUCUCUACAAGUACGGACUCCAUGUACGCUACGAGGGUCAGAAGGAGCUUCCGCCACUGCCACCAACAGGAAUUGAACCACCAGAUUACGUGGAGGAGCCGUUAAUGAACUUGUGCUAUCGCGACUACACCCCUGAGGCUUCCAGCAUGAGUUAUUCUGGUAGGUAUCUUGUUGUUAUAUGUGAGGGUUCUCAGAUGCUUUUGCGCCAACUCGAUGAGAUGGGGAGAGUAAGGUUAGAGCCCAUACUCGUGGCGUCUGCACAUGACAGACUUGAUGGGCCCAUUGCAGCUGCCUGCACCUCUUUUGACGACAAGAUGUUGGUAUCCGUUGGGUCGGAUGGCCUGGUUGUGGCACAGCUCUUGGACGGAUGUAUUGCACCACAACCCCCCUCGCCUGUUGCCCAACUCCAACCACUGAGGGCGGAGGAGAUUGUUGAGCCACAACUCGCUCCGUUCUCCAUAACUGAGCAGAAGGACCUUGAUGAUCGCCGCCGAGCCGAGGAUGAGAAACGGCGUGAGCUCAAUUUAUUCUUGGAUAAGCUGAAGGAUGUGCAUCAAAAGUAUGCCAGACUUCUGCGGGAAAAUCAAUCUCUGGCGCUCACUCAUCGCCUGUCGAAGGAGGAAAUAACAAUACAUCCGCAGAUAUACCGGGAGCUUCAGGAGGAAAUGCGUCAGCGCGUUGAGGAGUCACGGAAACCCACGGCGUUGGAACUGGCCAGAGAAAAUAUUCGUACAAGGAAGAUGCGGAACCGAUUUGUUGACAACCUUGCCCACGACCGCUUCCUCGUCCGAAGCUUUUCAAAAGAGUUUUCCGUUGCGUCGUUCCGCACACCUUACGUAGAUGGAUCUAUCAAGCUAUUCCAACAACAAAUCGAUGAGCUGCUUGGAUCUGAAAGGUGCAGCAGUCUUGCCUGUGACGGUGAUCGUGGUAUUGUUAGCGUGGCGAGUGGAGAGGCGUCUCAGCAAUCACCUCGUAAUUUAUCUCUGUCAACCGCCGCUGGGGUUGUAAGGUGGCUAAAUUCUGAGGAGAGGAAGCGGAACGAGGGGGAACAGCAAAAAAUGAAUGCAGCACAUCGGGAGGCGGAGAUACUAACAACGACGAUGCGACAGUACCUCAACAAAAUGGACGAACGACGUGAGGAGCGGCACUGGAGAAAGAAGGGCUACGAGAUGCUUCUUGCGCACAAGCCAGAUCCUGCGGUGGAGGAGGCAAGCCUUAAUGAGGAACUGCGACGUGAAACACGGCGCCGUGGCGAGUGCAUUUUGCGAACAGAUCCCUCUUACCACUCGGCGCCUUCUGCGGUUAUCAAGCUACAGCAGUUAAUUCGCCUUGAGGAAAUUAUUUUCAACAUGCGCAACAACUUCUCCAAUGAGCUGUUGAAGCUUCGCGACGAAAAGGAAAGGUUGUGUGGAACCCUCAACGUUAGUUUGCAGCGCAUACGCGCCAUCAACGAAAAGUUGAAAGAUAAGAGUUUUCACGCUGAUGAUGUGAAGCUCACACCGGAGGAGAUGCCUGGAAAGCGCUUUGAAAUAAGUCGUGACGGGCUCGUUGCAUUUAUGAAGCAGCGUCAGGAAGAGAAAUUGCGCGAGCAAACGGCUAAAAAGGCACAACGUGGUUUCGGUGCGGAUCUCGCCACUGGUGAACCCGCCACUAAUACGGAUACCAGCGGCGCUGACACCCCUGCUACAAGGCGCAGCGAGGGAGAGGAUAGUAGAAAGGUAACGAUUAGUGCCAAUAGGGACUCUUUUGGCACUGCGGCGGCUCGUACGAGGAGCGUACGUACAGGCACGUUGGCGGCGUCAAAGGGUGGAAGGCCCUUUAGCGGUGGUGGCUUCGCUGCAGGAGCCGCACGCGAGAGAAUGAACCAUGAACUACGGGUAAAGCACGAAAAUAUAAAACUCACAGAAAUGGAGGAGGAAGAGCUGCAAAUUGAGAGGAACCGACUACUCGCGGAGCGACAACGAUUACACACGCAAGUACAGGCAAUGAUGGAUGAAUUUGAUGUCCGAUUGUGGAGUAUGUACGAGGAACGUUCGAGGGUGGACGCCAAUUUGUGUUUGGCCCAUACCCACUCACUGUUGUUGUUUCGUGAGUACAAUAUCUUAUUGGUGUUCCGUCAGAAAGAUUUUGAGCUGCAAAGUAGCUACGACGAAGCGAGGAACUCACGCGACCGGUGUCUAAGAGAAAUGGAGGAGCUGCAGCGUCUUGUGCAGGAUCAGACAGCGUCCAUUGAGAAACUCCAGGAGGCCAACAAAGUGUUCCGUCGGGAGGUAGAAAUCUUCAUUUCAAAUAGCUUUCCCGCAGAACAUGUACCGUAUAUCACAAAGGUUUUCCUGCGGCAAAUAAAGCGACGCAAACACCACAGCGACAUGUCGGGGAACGAUGAUGAUAUCACUAGUGAUGAUGACGAUGACGACGACAUGGGUGAAGAUGAGGCAUGGGAAGAAAUAUGUCCACCAAACUGCUCGGAGGAGCGCUGGUGCGAAGUAAUCGAAAAGCGUGAGGUUCGGUUGGACUACGUGGACGCCAUUACAGAGGAGCGGCGUCAGUUAGAAGCAACGGAGCAGCGCAUCGAGGAACAUAAAGCGCUUGCGGACAAGAAUAAUGCGGCUGUUUCUACGUGUUUAAAGGCUAUUGAAGACUUUCAAGGAGAGAAGCGUAAACAGUUGAAUAUGUUGGAAACUCUUGUAGCUAUGCGGUGUGGUCAAGUGCGCUGCCUCGACGAAGAGGGGCGAUGCCCAGAUACUUUCCGUAGAAAUGAUUUAGUGGUCGUGUCAGACAAAGUUAUAACGGGUCUACACGAUCGGAUUAGAGCUUUGGCUGAGGAAAAGCACGAUCGGCGUGGAAAGUUGAAAAGCAUGGUUGCAGAGCAGCAAGCCCUGCAACGCGAACGAUCAGAGAAGCAAGCGUUGCAUACACAGUGGGAAGAAAAGAUAUAUGAGGCGAUGUUGCUUAAGUUUGGCCAAAUUGUAAAUUUGGAAGUUUUAGAAUCCUCGUGUGGCUCACGAGAAGUAGAGCAAUUAAAGGAGAGACUCCGCUUAGAGGAGUUGUCGUGGGAAAAGGAGCUGAGGAAAAGGGAUAAAAAGAUUGCAGUACUGCGAGAGAAAUUACAUGAAAGCCUGGAGUAUAACACAAGCCUGCUGCAAACCAUCGGCGACCAGGAGAGCGACCGGCAGAGUGUCGAGAGGUCGCUGGCGCAGUCCACACAGAAAGUUGUCAGCAAAAUGUACGAUAGCAUUAACGUUGCCACGGAGGAAGACCGCAGUAACCUGCGUCUCCUUAUUGCCGCACAGCAAGAGGAAAUUGAUGCACUGAGAACAGAAGUUGCACUCCUACGUACGAAGGGUGGACACGUGUAUGCCGCUGCUAUGGCAGCCGGCAGGUGA